This is a messenger RNA of Brettanomyces nanus, 1326 nucleotides long. RefSeq lists its product as uncharacterized. Gene Ontology annotation, molecular function: DNA binding. The record is from RefSeq and is a predicted model, not a curated record. The coding region runs from base 1 to 1326 and encodes 441 amino acids. Gene Ontology annotation, biological process: DNA replication; DNA strand elongation involved in DNA replication. Lineage: Eukaryota; Fungi; Ascomycota; Pichiomycetes; Pichiales; Pichiaceae. Gene Ontology annotation, cellular component: delta DNA polymerase complex. The transcript has a single exon.
AUGUUGAAGUCGCGAGUCAUGAAGAUGGCCAGUGACAAAUGGAAAAGCGAGACUAUUAAUGGUAUCAAGGCCAAAUAUGUCAAUAAGUUGUUGGAUGUGAAAUCACUGACGCCGUCUUAUGUCAUUGGAACAGUUUUCGUCGAGAUGAAAUAUAAGCCGAACAUUUUGAAGGAGGUCAGUGGCAACAUAUUUGAGGCUCCGGUGUUCGAAGAUGAAUCGCAGUAUUCAAAGUUAGAUCGGGUUCGAAUUCACUCAUACUCGGAUCCUGAGACUGAUCAAGUAAUGCUUGAGGACGAUUCAGGUCGUCUUUUGCUGGACGGAGAGUUAUUGGAGAAGGUGAUUCUUGUUACCGGUGCAGUUGUUGGAGUACUUGGUAUGAUUGUGGAGGCAGGCAUCUUUACGAUAGUUGAUAUAGUGUAUCCAGAGGCUGCCCCUCAGGUUCCCCGAACUAUUGAUGGAAAUCAUGCCGACGAGAGUAUACUUUUUAUCUCCGGUCUUCGCGUCAAUCCGUCAAGUGAUAUGGCUCCAAUUGAGAUUCUCAAAGAGUUUAUUAUGGGAGAACUCUGUAAUUCGGACAACGUGGUAGAUUUGUUGAAGAAGACCACCAACUUAAUCAUUUUGGGAAGUUCCAUCGAGAUUACCGAAGAUCCAAGAAAUGCCUUGAAGGGUAAGGACAAGUAUAGUGAGGUACAUAAGUCUAAUUACGAUGCGGAUUCGCUGAAGAUAUUGGACAAAUGGAUCUCCUGCUUGCUUGUAUCUAUUCCUGUCUAUAUCUUGCCCGGUGAGACAGAUCCGGCAGAGGUGGGAUUUCCUAAAUUACCUCUUCAUCCGUCAUUCUUCGAACUAUCCUCUUGCCAUAAGAAUUUUGAAAGGCUCAGCAAUCCGUCAUGGUUGCAAAUCAAUGGAAAUCGUAUAUUGGUCACUUCCGGGGAGAAUGUUAAUGAUAUGUUCAAGUACUUGAUACCUAAUAUUGAAGUCGAGAUUGGGGAUGGUUUGGAUAGUCCGAUUAGAAAAGAGGUGCUACAUGACUCAAGGUUGAAAUUGUUAGAAGCCAGUAUGCUCUGGCAGAAUAUCGCUCCUACUGCUCCUGAUACUCUUUGCUGUUAUCCUUUCAGGGGUAUUGAUCCUUUCACUCUCACUGAGACUCCUCAUGUUUACGUUGUGGGAAACCAGCCCAAAUUUGAAUCCACCAUUCUGACGCUUAAUACAAAGAAUGGAGCUGACUGUACAGUUCGCAUAGUGUCAGUGCCCGAUUUUAGUGAGACAGGUCAAUGUGUCUUUCUCAACACAGACUCUUUACAAUGUACGUCCUAUCGAUUCAGUUAG